Molecule: messenger RNA, 3691 nt
Organism: Scleropages formosus (Asian bonytongue)
Lineage: Eukaryota; Metazoa; Chordata; Actinopteri; Osteoglossiformes; Osteoglossidae
Gene: hid1b
Product: HID1 domain containing b
Exons: 19
Coding region: 53-2467 (804 amino acids)
Cellular component (GO): Golgi trans cisterna; Golgi medial cisterna; membrane
Source: RefSeq, a predicted model, not a curated record
GAGAGAUUAGGGCGCCUCGACACAGCGGUCCCUGGAAGCAGAAGAAGACACAAUGGGCUCCUCCGACUCCAAGCUGAACUUCAGGAAAGCCGUGAUCCAGCUCACCACCAGGACACAGCCUGUGGAGGCCACGGACGAUGCCUUCUGGGACCAGUUCUGGGCCGACACGACCAUCUCGGUCCAGGACGUCUUCGCGCUGGUGCCGGCGGCAGAGAUCCGGGCCGUCCGAGAGGAAUCCCCCUCCAACCUGGCAACCCUCUGCUACAAGGCGGUGGAGAAGUUGGUCCAGGGGGCAGAUUCAGGCUGUGCCUCGGACAAGGAGAGGCAGAUUGUUCUGAACUGCACCCGGCUGCUCACGCGCAUCCUGCCCUACAUCUUCGAGGACCCCGACUGGAGGGGCUUCUUCUGGUCCACGGUGCCUGGCGCCGGACGGGCAGGGGUGGAUGAGGGCGAUGAUGAUGGCGCAAGACCCCUUGCGGAAUCGCUGCUCCUGGCUGUUGCCGAUCUGCUUUUCUGUCCUGACUUCACAGUGCAGAGCCACAAGAAGGGCAGCCCAGACACCGCUGAGGACAUACAGUCCAUUGACAGCUGUGAGUACAUCUGGGAAGCUGGGGUGGGCUUUGCUCAAUCCCCACCGCUCAACUACAUCCAUGACCUCAACAGGACUGAACUGCUAAAGCUGCUGCUAACCUGCUUUUCUGAGGCCAUGUACCUGCCGCCUGCAUCUGACAGCAACAUCCUCAACCCUUGGGUGACCUUCUUCUGUUCCACAGAAAACAGGCACGCCCUGCCCCUCUUCACCUCGCUGCUCAACGUGGUGUGUGCCUACGACCCGGUUGGCUACGGCAUCCCUUACAAUCACCUGCUCUUUUCUGACUACCGGGAGCAGUUGGUGGAGCAGGCUGUGCAGAUCCUCAUCGUCACUUUGGAGCACGAGGGAGGAGCCGCCGCCACCAACUCCCUGGACCCCUCGGCUUCGCCCUCUGGCCUGGAUGAGCCAGAACCGGCAGGUCCAGACAACCUCUUUGUCAACUAUCUGUCCAGAAUCCACAGAGAGGAGGAUUUCUCCUUCAUCCUGAAAGGUCUGGCCCGUCUCCUGAACAACCCCCUGAUGCAGACGUACCUGCCCAACUCUACCAAGAAAAUCCAGUUCCACCAGGAGCUGCUGGUGCUCUUCUGGAAGCUGUGUGACUUCAAUAAAAAAUUCCUGUUCUUCGUGCUGAAGAGCAGUGAUGUACUGGACAUCCUGGUACCCAUCCUGUACUACCUGAAUGAUGCUCGUGCUGACCAGUCUCGAGUGGGUCUCAUGCAUAUUGGUGUCUUCAUUCUACUGCUGCUCAGCGGUGAGCGCAAUUUUGGCGUGCGGCUCAACAAGCCCUACACGGUUCGAGUGCCAAUGGACAUUCCCGUCUUCACUGGCACCCAUGCUGACUUGCUCAUUGUGGUUUUCCACAAGAUCAUUACCAGCGGACACCAGCGUCUGCAGCCGCUGUUCGACUGUCUGCUCACAAUUGUGGUGAAUGUGUCACCCUAUCUGAAGAGCUUGUCCAUGGUUGCGGCCAACAAACUCCUUCACCUCCUGGAGGCCUUCUCCACCACCUGGUUCCUGUUCUCUGCCUCACAGAACCACCAUCUGGUCUUCUUCCUGCUGGAGGUCUUCAACAACAUCAUCCAAUACCAGUUCGACGGCAACUGCAACCUGGUUUACGCCAUCAUCCGCAAACGCAACGUGUUCCACCAGCUGGCCAACCUACCGUCAGACCCUGUGUCCAUCCAGAAGGCUCUGCAGAGGAAGAAGAAGUCGCCAGAUGCUAUCUCGCGUACCAACUCCCAGGAAACAGUGUCCAUGGAGGGCUCCAGACCGGCUGUGCCGGCUGAACCCGGCACACUGAAGGCCAGCCUGGCUGCCACCCCAGGUAUCGAUAAGCUGACUGAGAAGUCCCAGGUUUCUGAGGAUGGAACAAUGGUCUCAGUCCAGCAGGUGGACUCCCCUCAGACCCAGUCAGAGCAGAGUGGUGUUGGCGGAGCCAGCGACACCGAGUCCAAUUCGGGAAGGGAUAAUGAGGAUGUCUUCUACACGGAGGCUGAGACGGCACGAAAACGCCUAACCAGUGUGUCCUCAACUACCUGUUGGACCCCCACACCGGAGUGGGUGCUCUCCUGGAAAACCAAGCUCCCGCUGCAAACCAUCAUGCGGCUGCUGCAGGUGUUGGUCCCUCAGGUGGAGAAGAUCUGCAUUGACAAGGGUCUGACCGACGAGUCGGAGAUCCUGAAAUUCCUCCAGCACGGGACCCUGGUGGGUCUCCUGCCGGUGCCACACCCCAUCCUGAUCCGGAAGUACCAGGCCAACGCUGGCACCGCCAUGUGGUUCCGCACAUACAUGUGGGGCGUGGUCUACCUGCGAAACGUGGACCCCCCGAUCUGGUACGACACAGACGUCCGUCUCUUCGAGAUCCAGCGAGUGUAGACGGAGUAACGGAAGGCGGGCUGUACGCAGACAGGACUGGGCUGUAUCCCCGUCCCAUCUGUCCCCAACCCUGCCCCUCCAGCCCCUACUGUCAUCACUCCCACUGUCCUGGAAGAGGAGGGAAGAGAAGAGGUGACCAGGAACAGGCCUGUCGUCACUUUGCAAGGGACCCGUGCUCCUCGCUCUGCCUCGUUUCCAUUUGUUGUCCUUAAGUUGGCGAGGACACCAGGGUCGCCCCCACUUUCACCCACGACUCGGUCACGGUAACCAGGACCAUCAGCAGGUUCCUUCCCCCUAUUCAGGUUGCAGAGCAGAAGUUAUCAGUAGUACAGGUAAAACACCUCCAGGUGAUACGCCUCCACACUGGUGUUUAGCGAAGUUGCAUUUCCCCCGUUGUAGAUGUAAAAUAAAGACAUCUAAGAACACACCACUAAUACGCCACGAAAUGAGUGAGCCGGUGUUACUCCACGAUGAGAGUAAUGGAAGCACGGGGAGCCUCCUUCCUUUUUCCUUUUUUAAUAAGGUUUUUUAAUUUUUAAUUUGCAUGCAGUUAUGAAUGUGUAGGAUCAACACUGUCCACCAGUGGGGGGCGCUCUGCAUGUCACUAUCACCGACAAACCACAUGGCCAGUUGUAGAAAGGUUUGAACAAAGACUUUUAUUUAUUUAUUUUUUUUUCCCCCUGCGUUUACCUUUUUCCCCAUCACUGUAGGCGAUUUCUGUCGGACUUGCCCCCCCCCCACCCCCUGCCUCCCAAGCUGUCAUCCCCUGCUUUUGUGCUUACUGUGGCUAUUUCCUCUUCACUCCUGCAUUGUAUUUUCUAUCGUUUGCUUUAAAAUGUGACUUUAUGGUACAAGACAAGCUGAGAUACGGAGCUUGAUCGCUCUCCUGAUCGAAAGACAUUUGGAAAAAGGGGGCUGGACGCACCUUGCUGCUGGAAAUAUGAAUUUUCACAGUUGUCAGUGACUGACAGGUGAGGGGUGUGUCUAGUGAGCUCGUCGCACGAUUGGACGAGGCUCUGAUUGACAGGAGGGUGUGUCCUGCAGGGGCGAGAUGCCACAGUGUUGCGCUGUGAUUUAAUAAUAAUGCCGGUACAUCAGUGUUGCUUCUCUGGCCCAAAUUAAUAUGUGUAUACAGAAUGAAAAUAUGAAUAUACUUUGUGUGACUAUUUUUCUCUCAAAGACAUGUAGAAUAUAUUAUAAAAUUCUUUAUAAAUGAAUAGCUGA